AUGAAUUACUAUAUAUUCCCUAUAAUUGUGGUGCUUGGAUCUAUUGGAAAUAUAUUAGCUUACCUUGUGUUUACCAGAACAAAGUUUAGAAAAGUAUCUUCAGUGCGUUAUCUAGCAGCUAUUGCUGUUACUGAUACGGGAUUUUUAUGGACUUUCUUCUUAACAAAUUUACAACUGUAUUAUCAAAAGCCAUUACUAACUUACGUUGGUGUCUGUCAGCUUGUGAUGUUUUUGAAUUAUGGAUUUACAUUUUUAAGCAUUUGGUAUAUGGUGGCUUUAGUUGUGGACCGAUUCAUAGCCUUAUAUUUUCCCUUGAAGAAACCCUCAAUGUGUACUGUUUUCAGAGCUAAACUAGUUAUU
Molecule: messenger RNA, 360 nt
Organism: Lottia gigantea (owl limpet)
Lineage: Eukaryota; Metazoa; Mollusca; Gastropoda; Lottiidae
Exons: 1
Biological process (GO): G protein-coupled receptor signaling pathway
Cellular component (GO): plasma membrane
Molecular function (GO): G protein-coupled receptor activity
Source: RefSeq, a predicted model, not a curated record